Drosophila hydei is the source of this 1416-nucleotide messenger RNA. RefSeq names its product 2-amino-3-ketobutyrate coenzyme A ligase, mitochondrial (gene Gcat). Lineage: Eukaryota; Metazoa; Arthropoda; Insecta; Diptera; Drosophilidae. Bases 72 to 1337 code for a protein of 421 amino acids. The record is from RefSeq and is a predicted model, not a curated record. The transcript is spliced from 4 exons. Gene Ontology annotation, biological process: L-threonine catabolic process; biosynthetic process. Gene Ontology annotation, molecular function: glycine C-acetyltransferase activity; pyridoxal phosphate binding.
CGUUGAGCAGACUCGUGCCUGCUGCUAGCUGAAAUCAAGUAUACGCAUUGAAAUCAAGUAUACGCUGCGCGAUGCCAGCUUUUUCGAAAAUAUUGUCGCUGACCGGUUGGUCUGGAAGGCAGCCAAUGCGUCAGUACAGCGCCGCAGCACAAUCGCAGCUGCGUGAGCUGCUCGGCAAGCAGCUGAGCGGCAUUAAGGAGGCCGGCACGUUCAAGGCGGAGCGCAUCAUCACCUCAUCGCAGAGCACGCAGAUUACGGUGCAGGGCAGCGAUCAGAAGAUACUCAACUUCUGCGCCAACAACUAUCUGGGACUGGCGAACAACCCGGAGAUUGUGCAGUACAGUCAGCAGCUGCUGGGGAAGUAUGGCGCCGGCUUGAGCUCUGUGCGUUUCAUUUGUGGCACUCAGGAUAUUCACAAGCAGCUGGAGCAGAAGAUUUCGCAAUUUCAUGGGCGGGAGGAUACCAUAUUGUACGCCUCCUGCUUUGAUGCCAAUGCUGGCAUCUUUGAAGCUAUACUCACGCCAGAGGAUGCCGUCUUCUCGGAUGAGCUGAACCAUGCGUCCAUCAUUGAUGGCAUUCGUCUGUGCAGGGCCAAGAAACAGCGCUAUAAGCACCGCGAUCUGGCUGAUCUGGAGCAGCAGCUGCGCUCGACCGAUGCUCGGCUCAAGCUGAUCGCCACCGAUGGAGUCUUCUCCAUGGAUGGCAAUAUAGCACCGCUGGCACGCAUUGUCGAGCUGGCCAAGAAGUACGAUGCACUAGUUUUCGUGGAUGAGUGCCAUGCGACGGGCUUCUUUGGGGCCACCGGUCGCGGCACAGAGGAGUACGACAAUGUCAUGGGCGAGGUGGACAUUAUCAACUCAACGCUGGGCAAGGCCCUGGGCGGCGCCUCUGGCGGCUACACCACUGGUCCUACCGAGCUCAUCUCAUUCCUGCGCCAGAAGUCACGCCCAUAUCUCUUCUCCAAUACCCUGCCACCGGCGGUGGUCGCCGUGGGCCUGAAGGUCAUGGACAUGCUGCUCAGCUCAAGUGAACUAAGUCAGCGCGUCCAAAGCAAUACCCAACGCUUCCGCCAGGCGAUGACCAAGGCUGGCUUCACCAUUGCCGGCGAAAAUCAUCCCAUUUGCCCAGUGAUGCUGGGCGAUGCUCGUCUCGCAUCCAGCUUCGCCGAUGAGAUGCUCACACGUGGCAUUUAUGUCAUUGGCUUUAGCUACCCGGUGGUUCCGCAGGGCAAGGCACGCAUACGCGUCCAAAUCUCUGCAGCUCACACAGAGUCAGAAAUCGAUCAAGCUAUUCAGGCGUUCAUCGAGGUGGGACGCUCACUGAAGGUCAUCAAAUAAUUAUGCAAACCUCAAUGAGAUUUGGUACAAGUUUUUGCAUUUAGAAUUAUUUCAGGAAAUUCGUUGGCAUUUAUGGAAC